Solanum pennellii is the source of this 1381-nucleotide messenger RNA. RefSeq lists its product as uncharacterized. The record is from RefSeq and is a predicted model, not a curated record. Bases 115 to 1086 code for a protein of 323 amino acids. NCBI's taxonomy places the organism in Eukaryota, Viridiplantae, Streptophyta, Magnoliopsida, Solanales, Solanaceae. The transcript has a single exon.
CUACCCUGUAAAGAAAAUCCCUAUCUAAUCAUUCCACUUAAUUCUCUUAAUAUAAGUGCAUUUCUCUUUAACAACUUAAACCCCCCCACCCAAUUAACACUUUUUUCUUGCUCCAUGGCAUCUUUGAUAAAGUUUGGAUUAACCAUGGAGCUUCUUCUCUUAUCAACAGGACUUAUUUCUACUUUCUUCAUGAUCAAAAAAGCUAUUAUUAGUCCUUAUUACUUAUUUAACAUGUUCUUUGUUAAUUUAAGUGAAAUCUUGAAUUAUUUGAAGAGCUUCUUGUCAUCUCCAUUUUAUAUUUGCAUCUUUAUCAACUCUGUUGUCAUUCUUAUCUUAACUUUCUCCAAAUUUCAACACACAAUCAAGAAAUUCAUUGAUUAUGAUGAGGUACAAAUUCAGCCACAAGCACAUCAUGAAGAAAAAGAGGAGUAUAUGCCAAAUAGAACUAAUUCAGCUAUUGCUAUGGACACCCUUGUGUCUUUCUUCAAUCGCUACAAUUCGCAUCCAGAUAUUCAAGAUGAUAUGCUAACAACAACUACUACUACUACGCCUCAGUCUCAAAUAAGAUGGGGCCGACUAAAGGCCAAACUUGACUGUCCACAAACAACAACUACUACUCUGCCUCAGUCUCAAACUCGACUAAGGGCCAAAGCUAAUAGCGCAAAAACUACUCCGCCUCAAUCUCAAACAAGUUGGGAUCGGGUAAGUGCCAAAAUUGAUAGUCCAUACCUAUCUCAUUUGGCUGAGGCCCGUGAAAUCGUUAGUCCACAUUCAUCAGAUCAUGAGACAUUUACAAGAACCAAUUAUCAUAAUAAUAUUGAAGAAGGGGAAAUAGAGGGUGAUUCAUUAGAGGCAACAUGGAAGGCGAUCACGAAGAAAAAGGAAGUGAAAAAAUCAUUGACAUUUAACGAUGCUUUAUCGAUGUCUCGAAUUGGAGGGUUGAAAGGGGAUAUUUCUGUUAGUACAGAGGAGUCCAACAAGAAAUUCGAUGAUUUCAUUAAGAAAAUCAAUCAAGAGAGGUUACUGCAGAGGCAAGAAUCUGAUCAGCGUGCCCACAAUGUUAAUAUGCUAAAUCGAGCACGAUAAGUGUUUACUAAUUAAAAGAACAGAAGGCGGAGGGGCUUACGAGUUUGGGAGAACAGAGUAGCCUUCGUGAGACUCUAUUUGUUUUCAAAAUUUACUUAAAAUGUAUAAACUCAAAAUUCUAGUCCCGCACAAAAUGGCAAUGAAAGAAAGACUUUUUCAGUUACAAAAAAGAAAUUACAGAGUGUUUACAGCAUUUUCAGGUAACAUAUAUUGUCCAGUUAGUUCUUUGUUAAAAUGUGUGUGUAAAACUGUAAAUGAAUUUUUUUUCAAUAGAACAGUACUCUCCUUUCUUCUA